AUGGCAGAAACGACAAAUCAUGAUGUUCAGGAGGUAUUAGGAAACAGAUUACCACCAGAUCGCCGCAAUAGUUCACCCUUUAUACGCACCACAAUAGAUUAUCAUGCUGAUCUGCAAUGGUUUACACAAUCUAUUCCGUUCAGAGAGAAGGCGGAUUAUGGUCUUGGUUGUGACCAAUGCUACAUGAUUAAUAAUUCUUCUGGAAAACAUCGAUAUAUAGCACACACAACUACUUACUGCAAAUGUAACAUAAUAGCUAUUAAGAACAAAGGCUCUUUGUUAUGGGAUUUAUCUAUUCGAUUAUAUCCUGGGAUUACGAUGGCAAAAUCAUAUACACUUUGCAAGUUUGUUGUAAAUAAUAUGACUUGCCUUCGUAAUAGAUGUACACAUCCACAUAACCCCAUUGAACAGAGUUGGUGGAACUUAGAGAAGGCAAACAAAUUGAAUAUCAAAGCAUUUAGAGAAUAUUUACAGUUUGAACGUCUUAUAAAAAUGUUUGGUGGAAGAUUUGUCUUCAUUUGUAAAGAGUGUUAUCUUUCAUCCAGAAAGGUGACUAUUGUUAACCAAGAAGGAAUUUGUCCAAAGCAUCAAACUUUAAUGUGUAAUAGGCUCUUGGUACAUGCUGGUUCCACUGGUUUCACGCCUAUUUUUCCAAGACCAACCAAAAACUUCAGAUUGUGCAAGAAUAUGGACAGAUGUAUUUAUAGUCGUAACGCUUGUUUUUUUGGACAUUCAGAAAAAGAGAUUGCCAUUUGGUCCUUGGAAGGGAAUCUUAAUGAUUACCAAAUCCUGGUGAACUGGAGUCAAUGUACCAAUCCACAAAACUUAGCCAUUUACGUAGAUAUGUUCAAAGAAAAUAAUAUUGAGAAUAUUUUAACGCCACAAUCUGUAAAAUGUAGAGGUGAUUACUGUGAAGAUUGUAGUCUUCAGUUUAAAACGAAACAAGAUUUACUAACCCACAACAAUUCAGUCACUCAUUUAGAUAACAUUAAGUUUGACCAACUACGCCAGUGGAAUUUCAGACAACCUAAAUGGACUUUAAGUAUAUUUACUAUGUGUGACAAGCACAUGAAUGGACAGUUAUGUUCAUUUUCAAAUAUGUCUGCCAGCCUGAAUUAUUGCCCUGAAGCUCAUAGCCAGUUAGAAAUACAAGAAUGGGAAACGAGAAAGCGAUGGAGAGAAAUGAACAAACAAUUAAGUGACGAAGUAGAUAAAUGUAUAAAGAUGCAAAACCUGAUUACAUCUGGAUCAUUAAAGAUGAAACUUCAAAACCUUGUUUUACUUGAUCACGACGACCGUUUAGAAUUUAGUUUUCUGAAAUCACAAGACAAUUCUAAACAUCAACUACUGACCAGUGAUUCAGUUCUAGAAGAAAUUAAUAAUGGGCUCCUCAAAUUCAACAUUGACAUUUAUUUUACAACAAACAAACCAGGCUUUUAUGCACAAACAAUGAUUCUAGAAUUUGAUGAUAAUAUUAUCAUUAGUCAAAAAAUAUCAGUUCUAGUAGACACUAGUAUUGUUAAACCUAUUGGUGAAGUAAUAUUAGAAGAUGUAUCAAUUGACCAAGCAGCGAACCAUGAUGCUUCUUUAAGUAAAAGGUAUCCACCACCAUCUAAAGCGGACUUUAUGAAAGCUAAAUACGAUGAAUGUUUUGUUAUAAAUAGAUAUAAUUAUAAACAUAAAAUGCAUAAAUUGAUAAGCAGUGAAGAAUAUACUCGACAGUUAAUACUUUCUCAAUACAACAUGGAAACUGAAAUAAAUAUUACCAAUGAACUACAAGGAGAGACGUUUCUUUGUGCUCAAAAUGGUGAAUUGUUUGGAAGUAUUGUUUUACAAGAAGAUCUUUGUGAAGAUACAGAUAAAGGGAGGCUAUUGUUAGAAAGUGUACAAUCAACCAUCAUUCAACCAACCACCAUUCAAUCAACCAUCAUUCAAUCAACCAUCAUUCAAUCAACCAUCUACAGGCUGUCAGAUAAUGUCUAUGAAGUUCCCUUAGUCCGAAUGGAAAAGUUUUCUGGCAGGCAUAAAAACCAUAUAUUUAUUAAAUUCAGUUCUGAAAUGGUAACAUAUUUAGACUUAAAACCAAACACAACACUACAAGUAAAUAUAAGAUUUAAAAUGGACAGAGGGUUGUUCUACAGAAUGCACCAUGCUGUUGAUAUUCUUCAGAAUAUGGAUGUCGUGUUUCCUCCUGUCAAUAAAUUAAAUGUUAUUAAUUGGAAUGAAGAAGAUAUCAAGAUAAGUGGUGGAAGGCUAUCAGAAGAUCAGUUAAAGACAGUAAGACAUAUAGUCGCAAAGAAGAAGAACUACUCACCACCGUUGAUAGUGUAUGGACCAUUUGGUACAGGUAAAACAGAAACCUUGGCUGAAUCAACGAAGAUAUUACUGACUGAGAAGAAAUGUCGCAUACUAAUCUGUACUUUCACUAAUAGUGCAGCUGAUAUAUAUUUCACGAAAUAUUUAGAUGAAUUUCUACAGUCAAAACGGCUGAUAAACUCAACAUUAAGAAUAUAUCACAAAGAUAGAAGAUUAAAGACAGUACCAGAAUCAUGUCGACCAUAUAUACUAUAUUCAGAAGAAGACAACUCUUUUUAUUUACCAUCUAAGGAAGAUAUUUUAUCUAAAAAACUUAUUGUAACAACUGUUGAAACUGCUAUAGAACUUACAACAUUGAACGUGAAUGAAUUAUUUACACAUAUAUUUAUAGAUGAAGCAGCACAAGCCUUGGAAUGCCAACUUCUUAUUCCUCUAUCAUUAGCUAAUGAUAAAACCUGUAUAGUUUUAACUGGAGAUCAUCGUCAAAUGAAUCCAACUCUUUACAGUAAAGAUGCUCAAAAACAGGGUUUUGGUCAUUCGUUAUUAGAACGUUUACACAAUUAUUACAAUGGAUUUUUUAUAGAUGAUGACAGUAUGGUCAACCUUUUCCUGAAUCGAAACUACAGAUCUGAAAAAAAAUUGCUUGAAUUUAUAUCAGAUACCUUUUAUGGUGGAUCAAACGUCCUAAUAUGUAAAUCCGGCGAUUGGGGUACUAACGUUUUAGAAUCUAUGAACUUUUAUUGUGUGAAUGGCCAAGAAAUUCAAGAGGAAAACAGCACGUCGUUUUACAACGAGAGUGAAGCGGACCUUAUUGCUGAAGGAGUCGAAUUUAUGUCUAAGAAUUGGCCUCGUACCUGGGGAGAAAUUUGUCUUGAAAGUAUUCAAGUUGUAGCACCUUAUGCCCAACAAGUAAAUUUGAUACGAUCCAAGCUAAGAGAUAGAAGAUUAGGUAGAGUUAGUGUGGAGAGAAUAUAUAACAUCCAAGGAAAGCAAUUCCGAGCACUUUUUAUCAGUACUGUAAGAACAAAAAACAUUUUGAAGUCUGCAGCAAUAACAAAUUGUUUGAAAAAUGACGAUACAGAGAUUGGUGAAUAUGGGUUUCUUACCGAUACAAAUAUGUUGAAUACAGCCUUUACUCGUGCACAGUCCUAUGUUGCAGUUGUCGGUGAUGUAAUCGCACUUUGUAGCAUAGGUCAGUGUCGAGAGAUAUGGAAAAAAUUUAUUUAUCAUUGUCACGAAUUGGGAACACUUUAUCCCAAUAUAUUUGAAGACAUACAGCAAGAAGUUAAUGGAAUUGAAAACUCCGAGUUAGGAAAACUGCUUCAAAAGAGAUUCGACCAAAAAAACAAAAUACAAAGAUUGAUAAUCCCUCAGAUCAAAUGCCACAAGACUCUCAGAAAUGUCUGGAAAUUUGGAAAACUUAGCGACAAGAUCAAAUCCAAACUUUCACGUGGCUUCCUACAACUGCAUGCUGAAAACAAUGGUACUGCGUCACCUGAAGCUAGGCAAAGAAAGGUACCAAAGAAAGUUGAAACGCCUUUUAAGUAUGGGACACAGGUGGAGAAACAUCAAGACGCUAUUGAUGAUACUGAUGAUUGGAAUGAUUUUAAGAUGAAGCCCGAUGAAAUAAUACAAAAACUUGUUGAGAAUUCCACAACAGCAGAUGAAUUAAUGUCUGACACUACAUCAGCACAAAAUGAAAAUAAACCAUUUAAAAUCUCGUAUAAAGUGAAGGAAGAAAGAGGACAUGCGGUCGUUUACCCUGUUAAAUCUGUUAUCCAUGAUAAGGGAAGACAAGUUAUAUCUAAAGAUGAUGUACAAGAUGAAGAGAGUUUAGAAACAUCAGAUGAAGAAGGAGAAAAAUAUAAAGGUGUCACUGACGCACCAAUAAGACGUUCCCGAAAUAAAACACUCCUUCUACAACUUCUAGCUGAUGAACCCAACAAAUACAAGAAAUGUAUGAUUGAGAUUUACAAUGAAAUUAGAAAAGCCCGUUUAAUUUCACCAGAGGAAAAUAUUAGAGAAAUUAAUUUAAGAGAAGAUAGACAAGGAAGAGCUUUAGAAUAUGAUUUGGUUGUAGUCGAAAUCCUGUCUGAUAUCACCGAUUCAACUCAAGAGAUAAGGGGAAGGGUCGUUGGAAUUCUAGAAAGAUCGCUUGAAUUAAGAUAUAAAGUGUUUAUAUGUAGAACAAACUCAAUUAAUACCAGUGUCAUGAUACCAAUAAAUAAAAACAUGCUUCCAAUCAUUAACCUUACCUUACAGGAUCGUGAUAAAAAACAUAAAGAUGGAAAGGUGGUUAUGUACAACUUCACAAAAAGCGGCCAUAUUAAUUUCAAAGGGUACGAAACAAUUGAUCCUUCAAAUCCGAAUAGUAAAUUGUUUAAAGUAAGAGUAUUGAAAUUUUCUAAAACGUCAAAUCUGCCACUAGGCAUAGUGUUCGGAACACACCCAAUAGGUGACAACUUGACCAGUGGAACAUCAAUCAUUGAUAAUCAGUAUCACGUAAAAACCACAUUUACUCAGCAAGUCCUUGAGCUUUGUAAACCAUCUAAGAAAUGCAAGAUAAAUACCCCUUUAUUUCCACAACGAAAAGAUUUGACUCAAAUGAUGUGUUUUACGAUCGAUCCUCCAAAUUCUAUGGAUCUAGAUGAUGCAUUGAGUCUUACCGUCGAAAAUAAUUUGUAUGUUGUUGGUAUCCAUAUUGCUGAUGUUGGCCAUUUUGUUACCAAAGACAGUGCUCUGGAUUUGGCUGCAUUUAAAAGUUGUUGCACAUACUACCGAAUAGAUGAGAAACCAAUCAAUAUGUUACCAGAAUCCUUGAGUACUUCAACUUGUAGUCUUUUACCCAAUGUCAAUCGUCUUACAGUAUCUAUUCUGCUUUAUCUAGACGAACAAUGGAACGUUGUAAGAGCGGAACCUCACAAAGCUAUCAUUAAUUCAAAACAAAGACUUACAUAUGAAGAGGCACAAAAUAUAAUUAAAAGUAAAGGACAACAGGACUAUGUUUCUUGUUCGAUCAAACAACUAAAUGAUAUAGCGGAUGCCUGGAGAGCAAAAAGGGUUGGUGUAGCCUGGGUUUAUAAAAAUAUUGACUUUAUCGAGAAACAUCACGCUCAAGCUCACACUCUAGUAGCAGAGUUAAUGAUAAUGGCCAAUCACCAUGUAGCGUUAAUCUUACAGAAAGCCUUUCCAGAUUGCAGCCCAAUAAGAGUUCAUAUGAAGCCAAAGGAAAAGUCAGCAGAGGAAUGGAAAGGGGAACACUUUGAAGCAGCUUUUAAUUCAGUAUGUUUGGUUCCACCAUGUUGUUCUGAGAACUGCUCACAAAAUGGUCCAUGUAAAUGCUUAGAUGAAUACGCAACCAGUGAGAAUUUUGAAAACACACCCAACUUUCAUAUUCCACUGGAUACCAUAGAAAUAUUAUCAGAGGCAGCAGAGGCAGGAGGUGGUGGUGAUUGGUUGUUAUUCAAGUAUCUUUUCCUUUCAUUAGAAAAUUAUCCACAAAUGACAGUUGCUUUAGCGCAGAUGAGAAAGAUGCAAGAGCGUAGUUAUUAUAUUUGCUCUCGUUUAGCCUCUUCGCCACUUAAUGCUCACUACGGCUUGAAGUUGCCUUCAUACACACAUUUUACAAGUCCAAUAAGACGAUACUUUGACAUUAUAGUUCAUAGAAUGCUGGACGCUUAUAUAAUGAAUUGUGAAUCCCCUUAUUCCGAAGAGGAACUGGAUAAAAUAGCCUGGAAAUGUAACACUGCCUUUAGAAACAGCAAAAAUUAUGAAAGGUCCAUUUUCAAAUUACACUGUAGCUUAGCAUUUGAAAAAUUACCUUUGAUAUAUUAUCCGCCGAUAGAGAAUAUUACAGAGAGCGAAAUAUCAAUUAUAUUUCCAACAAUACCAGAUUUACGAGAAAGUGGAAGUAUCAAGAUGAGAUUAUUAGCUCCUAGCUGUAUACCAGAGGUGAAAGAAGAUAAAUCCGUCUUGGUUUCAUGGCGGGAAAGAAUAUACAAUAUGCAAUCUAGUGAGGUCAUAGAUGGUUCGUCUGUUACACAACUUGUUUCUCCAAAGAAGAAUUUGUUAGUGAGCUCAGAGAAAUGGCAAUCAAUCUUAAAGGCUGUAUGUAAUAACGAAAUUGCCAAAGCUAUUUUAGAAUUUAAGGAUGUAACUAGUACUGUGGAAGAUAACUCAAAUUAUAAAUGGGUCCAUGAUUUAUCAGGCGAAGCAUCAAUUAGCCAAAAAUUAAGCCACUUUGUUCGUUUUUCUUCUGAAUAUAAACCGGGUUCACUUUUAAAAAUCCAGAUGGCAGCGGGGUUAGAGCGAGGAAUUUCCACGCCAAAGAUUCAACUUCUCUGUUUAACAUCGCAGUUGUCAUUGUGUCUUGAACAUCGCCAGGAUCCCAUAUCGUGCUUUACGGAACUUGCGUCAAGAAGAGCUUCCAAACCCACUUACAAGUCCAUAGAUGAAUAUAAGGGACUGUGGUUACCGGUUCUAGCAAUGGAAGCCGCCACGGCUGCAGUAAAAGGUCAAGAACAAGUAUUUAUACAUAAUGUUGAAAUAGAAUGGAAAACCGUACCUCAAAAUGGUAUUGAGGGGAAUUUCAUUUUACACUCAAAGUUCUGUGAUGAACGUGGUCUGAAUUUGUUGUCACUGUUAUCAGAUUACGUUUGUGUUCGAUACAAAGACUUGAGAGUUGACCAUUCUUCCGAUAUCUCUGAUAAGAUUAAUGGUUAUGUGAACCAUAAAGAGAAAGUGACGUUUGUUUGCCAUUGUAUAGUUAUCAGUGUUCUACCUAGCAGUAAAGGAGUGGAUGGUAAAAUAACUGAAAAUGCAGUGGUUACUUUAAAACUGCAUCAGUGUGCGAUGUCUUUUCCACAACAUCUAUUAGAAUAUACUUGUCGACACACACUAGAAGUUAUACCGAAAUCAUUGCCUCAACGGUUAGUUAGCUCAUUAAUUUAUUAUUAUAAUUAUUAG
Messenger RNA from Lottia gigantea (owl limpet), 7281 nucleotides. RefSeq lists its product as hypothetical. The coding region runs from base 1 to 7281 and encodes 2426 amino acids. Lineage: Eukaryota; Metazoa; Mollusca; Gastropoda; Lottiidae. Gene Ontology annotation, cellular component: P-body; exosome (RNase complex). The record is from RefSeq and is a predicted model, not a curated record. Gene Ontology annotation, biological process: miRNA catabolic process; mRNA catabolic process. Gene Ontology annotation, molecular function: helicase activity; RNA binding; 3'-5'-RNA exonuclease activity. The transcript is spliced from 8 exons.